UACACCUUGAUAGAAAAGGGUCAGAGCAACUUUAUGGACCUGAGCAACCAGAGCAGGCUGGUGGUGAAAGAGCCCUCCCUGCCCAUCAAUGAGCUUCUAGAGAAGAGCAGUAAGACCAGCGAGUCCAAAUUCACCCUCCACCCUUUACCCUCAGCUGUGUGGCCAAAGCACAGUGACCUGGCCCCCAUCCCUCACCAACACACUCCCCACAACAAGAGCAAAAAGGCCCCCAAGAGCGAUCGUCUAGUGGAGCACAACAGUGACAAAGCCAGAGAAGUUGUUGGUCUGCUUCCCAAAACCCCGCUGACAGGAGCCACAGGUGCAGCUAACAACCGCACUGGGCAGAAAACCAACCAGGAUGCCCAGUCCAACAUCAGCCCAUCUCAGCAGAGCAAACCAGAGGGACACCCCAACUCCAGACCCAGGGGUCCACCCCACACCCUACCUCAGGGUCACCCACACCAACUGGCCCCUUCUGCACGAAGAGAUGCCCCAAACCGACAGAUGGACCCAGAGGAGAACCGACCGGGCAAGGCGAGUCUCUAUCAGUCAGGUAUCAGUGCAGCGACCCAGAACAACAGCCGUCAGCCUGUCCUCAACAACCGCCGUACUUCCAGCCUGCUUUACCAGUUUGACAUCCUGAGACGAGAAUCCGACUUCACACACGAUGCCUUCUGCAUGAGUGAGUGCAGGAAGGAGAAGGAGGAGAGAGAGUAUUACUGCUACAGUGAGUUUGCUGUCAAUGGGAUAGUUCAUGACAUUGAUGUGCUGCGUAACGGAAUACGCCUCAUUACACUGAUGGUUAGCAGCAAUGGCUUCUACAAGAUGAGUCGUCUCUAUGUGACCCCAGACAGCUUCUUCUUAAAAAUUCGUCUUCUGGUCCUGGACACAUACAAUUGCAGCAAACCCUGCCCUGAUAUCAAAUUGGGGACCAGAUAUAUUAUAAUGGGCCAGAUCUACCACCGGAGGCGCCAUCUUCCCAGUGACCUUUUGAACCUGCUGGGAGGUAAAGUGAAGCCUGGAGACGGCCUCCUGCGAAGCAACAACUAUGUCAAGAGGUUCAACAAACGGAGACACCAAAAAGCCCUGGAGGCCACCCGCUCCAGGUGUAGAUAAACCCAAACACAAGACUUUCGUCCCCUGCUGCAGGGGAAGAGACUUUGCAGCUUACAUGAACUGAUCGUAAUUAAACCCUCAGUAUUGUGCAAGAGAGAAGACAUUCUGUGGAAAACAUGGAUCUACUUUCACGUAGAGUUCUAUGAUGUAUCAUAAUCCUGGUUCAUAUUUUUAAUUAAUCCUCAGGUUCUGACUUGGGGUCUGAUAGAAAACACAAGCAGCUAUUAAAUUAAUUAUCAAUUAAAUUGAUUUUCCACAAUCAUAUUGUAAUGUUUUAGGUCCCCAAACAAGAGCGUCUCAUUAGCCCACUAUUAUAUUCUCAAAAGAGCAAUUACAGUCGAGCUCCUCAUUCAUUCAUGGCUGGUUCAUGAAGCCCCUAAAUUAAAAUGUUACUAGCUCACUUUUUAAAGAAAAUUUGGUUUAUCUGAACCACAGCUUUCCAUUUAGCAUGACAUGAUACUGUAUAUAUAAUAGGUAUAUUAUAUCAUCAUGCAUCAGAAUUCGCUUGGGCAUUUUUUUUUAUUCAUGUGUCUUUAACAAGCCAGUGUUUGUCCUGUGAAUGAAACAAUGUCAAAUCAAGUCUGUAUCUUCAUUGUUAUUCUAGAUCACACUUAUGCACACAGAGGACAAAUAACUGGUCUAUUGUUGUUUCUCUAGCUGGAGCAGUAGCUUCUCAGAGCAAAUGGUCAGAUCCUGUUUUCAUGUUUAACAAUUGAAAUUCUGUUCUUAAACAACAUUUUUAAACAAUAUAGAAGAAAAACUUAUUUUAUUAGGAAUUGGCCUUAUUGGCUUUUUAAAAUAACCACAGUUGCUCAAUUAAUAUAAAAAAUAACUGGAAAUCAUAUGUCCUUUCAUAUAAAAUCCAACAUUUGUAAUUUAUAAGAAUGCAAAAUGUUGUAUUGCACUGAAUAGUAUUGUUUUGUAAUACCCUGUUCUGUGCAUGUUUUCACUGUGGUUGUUAUUGCUAAGCAGGAAAUGCACUAUUAGGGUUACAGGGACCAAAGGGAGUGAAUGAAGGGCCUGAAAAAGCAGCAACAAUCCCCAGUACAGGAGGAGGAGUGGAAAGGAGGGAAGAGAGAGCACAGGACAUUUGCUUGUCAUGAGAGCGGCUUAUUUUUCUAACUUUAAUUAUGUGUUCAUGAUGAAAUGUCUCCCUGAGUAGACUGAGACAUCAAAUGGGGCCUUGCCGAAUGAGGAGGGGUUUGUUGUUAUAGGGACUACGCCAUAAAUCUAAUCGUAGGAAUUUGAUCCUCUCCACACCUGGACAUGACUCAUGAGAAAAGUGCCUGCUUGUUGCAGGUCCUCUUUAGGAUGGUUCUUGUUUUCUUGCUUACACACAAACACAUACUCCUCUGGGAUGGCCAAAACUCUAAAGGGGUAUUUAAAGUAUUUUGGGAAGAUCAGAGAAACAAGCGGGCAGGGGGGGCACGGUGGAGAAGGAAUAAAGACUUAUGUAAAAUGACAGGGAGAGGAUGCAGGCAAAGACAGCGGGGAUGGGUUUUUAAAGGAACAGCUUCUUAUUUAAUCAAAAAUCCCUGGAUGAUUGUAGUACAGCCAGGAGCUCCUGCUUCUUAUGAAAGGGAGAAGAUUUGCACUGAAUACUUGCAUUGCUUUACUAUACAUGAACCAAAUAAAAAGUGUAUUUGUUUUAUACUCAAAGGACCCAGUGAGAAAUUUACUUGUUUUUAAACCAGGCUAUCACAUAUAUCUGCCCACUGACCGAAACACUGAUCUUUAUUAUCAUUCCCAGUGACUGCAUGAGAAGGAGACACUCUAAUUGGAGUUUAACAACCUCGGUCUCCGUCUGGCCUCCAGGAAAAGAGACUGGCUUGGGAACUUGGACGUUGAGGCAGGCAGGAUUGAACCUCUUUUCUACCCCUCUGUCCGUCUGUCAGCUUGAGCUGGUCAGUUCCCAGGCUCGAUGAAACCUCUAUCAGGGAUCAGCGCUGGAGGGAACAGAUGCAGGCGGGCAGGAAACAGGAGCCUGCUCCACAUCUUGGCUACUAUCGCAGCGGGAGGACAUUCCUCAUCACAGAGGAUGUAAAGGAGGAGGGAAAGAAAGAGUGGAGAAAGGAGGGGGAGUUGGGAAUAUGUCCAAGUUGUUUCCUGUGUGACAGCCCCCAGGCCACAAAGGGGGGAGUUGGAGAAACAGACAAGGGUGGUGCACUGAAACAACUUUGGACUUGUGGUCUUCUGCAGUGCUUUCAGCAAUCAUGUGAGCCUCUGGAUUCAUUUAGUGGCUUAAGUGGGGAGAUAGGUGAGAGAGGUGGUGGACAAGGGUGUGAGAGGAGAGUGAAAGGUCAACCUUAGAGGUGGCUGUUGUCUGUCAUGUUGGGAAUUUGAUCACAGGGAGAGUUUGUAUGAGGGUCAUGACCUUGUCCUUCAGCACUCACUAACAGCAGCAUUCAAGAUAAGGUUUGAAUUGACUUUGCACAGCCAGAUUGGCACACUGCAAGUACGGUAAUUAAAUUACCACCAAUUGCCACAUGGAGAUACUCAGAGGCCAAAAUGGGCAAGUCCUCCACUUUGAGAGGUGUGAAAUAUAGUUG
Messenger RNA from Monopterus albus (swamp eel), 3665 nucleotides. RefSeq lists its product as uncharacterized. The transcript is spliced from 4 exons. The coding region runs from base 34 to 1116 and encodes 360 amino acids. The record is from RefSeq and is a predicted model, not a curated record. NCBI's taxonomy places the organism in Eukaryota, Metazoa, Chordata, Actinopteri, Synbranchiformes, Synbranchidae. Gene Ontology annotation, molecular function: protein binding.